AUGCCCUGGCGCCUGAGCGUCUUCUUCAAUGGAAUGCACAUCCGGGACCAGGACUACAUGCACCUCUUCGAGACGCCUUCGCCGCAUCCCACCGUGCACAUCUUUGGAAAAGCCGACGAAUUUUAUGACUAUGGACGAGAUGGCUUUGGCUACAAGCCACAGGAGGAGUACUACGAGGACCCGUUGAUCUUCACCCACGAGGAGGGCCACAACUUCCCCACGCAGCCGCCCCGUUCGCGGCAAAUCUAUAGCCGGGUCGCCUCUGAGGUUUGGAGGCGUUGCGGCGGCCGGCCCCCCUGA
This is a messenger RNA of Durusdinium trenchii, 300 nucleotides long. NCBI's taxonomy places the organism in Eukaryota, Dinophyceae, Suessiales, Symbiodiniaceae. The record is from the annotation of a GenBank genome assembly.